Schistocerca nitens (vagrant locust) is the source of this 585-nucleotide messenger RNA. RefSeq names its product angiotensin-converting enzyme-like. The record is from RefSeq and is a predicted model, not a curated record. Lineage: Eukaryota; Metazoa; Arthropoda; Insecta; Orthoptera; Acrididae. The transcript has 4 exons. Gene Ontology annotation, cellular component: plasma membrane. Gene Ontology annotation, molecular function: metallopeptidase activity; peptidyl-dipeptidase activity. Bases 1 to 465 code for a protein of 154 amino acids. Gene Ontology annotation, biological process: proteolysis.
AUGCGGUUCUUCGUGGGCACGGUGCUGCAGUACCAGCUGCACAGGGCGGCGUGCCGCGCGGCCGGCAAGUUCGACCCGGACAACCCGGCCAGGAUGCCGCUGCACAAGUGCGACGUCUACCGCAGCCCGGAGGCCGGGGAAGUGCUCAGGCGGCUGAUGCGUCCGGGCUCGUCGGCGCCGUGGCAGGAGGCGCUGCGGCUGGCCACCAACGAGUCGCAGCUGGACGGCUCGGCCGUCAGGGACUACUUCCGGCCGCUCGAGGACUGGCUCGCCCAGGAGAACCAGCGCACCGGGGAGUACGUCGGCUGGCUCUACGAUGGUGAUUACUGUAAGCAGAGUAUCGAGACAGCCAACUUGCAGGUCUCCGGUGGCUACUACAAUGCAGCAGUGGUUUGCAGCCCUACUGUAGUUGUGAUGCUCAUCCCCCUCUUGGUUACACAGUUUCUAGUUGCAAGUGGUGUCUAGUCAGAGUGGUUAAAUGUAUGAAUCUCACUGUCAUUAUUACCCAUGGUAGAGAUAGAAGAGAAAAAAAGAGUUGUAUAUAUAAAUACAGUAUAAGACAUGUCAUUACAAAUAAAAUUCAAU